Molecule: messenger RNA, 2217 nt
Organism: Lethenteron reissneri (Far Eastern brook lamprey)
Lineage: Eukaryota; Metazoa; Chordata; Hyperoartia; Petromyzontiformes; Petromyzontidae
Product: stimulated by retinoic acid gene 6 protein-like
Biological process (GO): vitamin A import into cell
Cellular component (GO): plasma membrane
Molecular function (GO): signaling receptor activity; retinol transmembrane transporter activity
Source: RefSeq, a predicted model, not a curated record
GCAAGGCGACAAGAGUCGUACCAACCCACCCCCGCUGCGUGUUUGAGAAUGAAUCCGCAGGCGUAAAGCAGCCGUUUCUGUUUCUGUCCACCGCCACCGCUGAGCUCAACAGGGAAGGGAACUGCAUUGCACAUUCGACUGGUUUGUCCAAUUGGAGGAGACGGCGAGACGGAAUCAACAAUGGAACCGUUCGAGACGAACCAGACCUGCAAGUCCAGCAUAAACAUGGCUUGGUUCAUGCAUUUCUCCCUCAUCCCUGCGGUCGUCGUCAUCAUCCUGCUGUCGUUCCUGCAGCGCCGCGUCCGCGGACACCAACUGGACGAGCGCUUCCCCCUCAACCGCCGCUUCGGCAUCGUGGUGCCCGUGUACCUGGUGGGCAACCAGAGCAACCGCUGGUCGUACGGCAUCGCGUUCGGAGCGACCACCAGCACGGUGGUGUCGCUCUUCACCAACGAGUUCUCCAACUACUUCGACUUCGUCGCUCCGUCGUGGGCAAAAGCUCUGGUUUAUCUGCUGGCUGCCCUGGAAGUCGGCGUGGAUGUUUACCCGUUCUUCGCCUGCCUUGGGACCGAGUACAAAAUCCUGGGUUCAGUCCUGGGCUUCCUAUACUCGGUGUCAUGGCUAACCGUGAAUUUGAUUGACGUUUGUCAAUGCUCAUUUGAUCCGGACCACGUGUUUGUGGUUCUGACCAAGACGCCGUCGCUCGUGUGCCAGCUCUUCCUCUCGCUCAAGUUCAUCCACAUGUUCUUCCGAGCGCUGAUGAUCGCCCUCGGGCGAUCCAAGCCGGAGGAAACAGAAUUGAUUCUAAAAUCACACCAUGCAGCCUACAUCAAAACCCUCUUAUUGAAACCCGAUCCGGAGGAGGAGGAAGAGGCUGUGAAACGGAAGUCAUGCUUUCGACGCAAGUGCUACGACUGGGACCCCCAUUUUAAGUUUCCAGCCCGAAUGAUCGCGACGGCCGUGUUGGGAGUCAUCUGCCUCUACUCCGUCGUGUUGAUCGACAUCCAGCUGGCGAUACUGGUGUCCCGAGAGGUGGUGGAGUUGGAGGUGUCGCUCGACGAGCUAGUGAAUGUGGACGACCUUCCCUCCGGCACCAACAGCACCAUCAUCCAGUUCGUCGAGUUCAUGGGCGUCGCGCAAAUUGCAUGGAGCAUCUCCACUUACACGGCGGCAGCAACCUCCGUCGUGUACAUUUUCCACAUUCUGGUGUGCUACAGGAAACACAUCAAACGGCUGUGGAGGGGCGACCGAAGUUUCCUUCCACAGAAGCAACCGAAGGCCGGCCCUAUGAUGGCUGCAGGCGUUAGGUAUACAGGCUGGCAGAUUGCAUACCUGCUGUGGGGGUAUCUGGUUCUUCACGCGGUGCAGUUCCUGCUGAUGCUGCUGAUUGCUUACGGCAUCGUGCUGCCCAUAAUGAGCGGCAGAGGCCUGGCGUUGCUGCAGGGAUUAGGGAUAUCCUUCUUGAGCAUUUUCCUCGUCAUCGGAGUCAUCGUGGUUCAAGUGAUCAUCUCGGACAUGUGCUUCCUGCAGCCCAAGAUCAACGCAGAGGACUCCUCUCGCCCCCUGGCCCUCAACAACAUUCGCGCCUUUCUCAACUUCAGCUACUUCUUUUUCUUCUACGACGUCAUGCUGGGCAUGGGCGCCUGCAUCGUGCGCCUGCUCUUCGGCGCCACCAUCGGCGCCUGCCUCGUCGCCCGCAUCGACCGCACGAUCAUGCCGCGCGGCUACGAGGUCGUCGACAUGGGCUACUCCACGUGGAUCGGCAUGCUGCACAUGGACCUUGUACCACUCGCACCCCGUGCCUGCUGGCAUUCUGCACGUUGCUCUUGGACGGCUGCCACUCCUCAACGGGAACGCUGCCCAAAGGAGGCACGUUCGACAGCAGCAGCAGCAGCGGCAGCGUCAGCGGCACCAGCGCCGCAUCCAAGCGGUCCCGCACGUCGCGUGCUCGCAUCCGCUGGCUGCUACUGCGCACGCUGCUCAACAACCCUCACCUCAUCGAGCAACGCAAGCGCCGCUCCGACGACUCGGCUCUCCCUCCUCCUCCUCCUCCUCCGAGCGACGACGCCGCCGUAGCCGACGCGCCGCCGACCCCCGGCAGCCCCCGACGGGAGACGCUGGAGCGGGCGACGGUGGCCAACGUGCGCUCCAAGGAGCUGGCGCGCCGCGCCGAGGAGAGCCGCCGCGAGGAACUGCGGCGCGCCGCCCGCAGACCGA